Messenger RNA from Phalaenopsis equestris, 1240 nucleotides. Its product is annotated as V-type proton ATPase subunit a1-like. Gene Ontology annotation, molecular function: proton-transporting ATPase activity, rotational mechanism; ATPase binding. The transcript has 6 exons. Gene Ontology annotation, biological process: vacuolar acidification; proton transmembrane transport. The coding region runs from base 109 to 816 and encodes 235 amino acids. The record is from RefSeq and is a predicted model, not a curated record. Lineage: Eukaryota; Viridiplantae; Streptophyta; Magnoliopsida; Asparagales; Orchidaceae. Gene Ontology annotation, cellular component: vacuolar proton-transporting V-type ATPase complex; proton-transporting V-type ATPase, V0 domain.
CUCAGAUGAAUUUGGGGAUUAUCUUAAGUUACUUCGAUGCUAAGUUUCACGGGAACUCCGUGGAUAUAAGAGCCUGUUUCUUUUGUUAGGUACCAGUUUGUGCCACAGAUGAUCUUUCUCAACUGUCUCUUUGGUUAUUUGGCGCUCCUCAUUGUUGUCAAGUGGUGUACAGGAUCGAAAGCUGAUCUUUAUCAUGUGAUGAUUUAUAUGUUCUUGAGCCCCACUGAAAAUCUUGGUGAUAAUCAGUUGUUUUGGGGUCAGAAAAUUUUGCAGAUCUUGCUAUUGCUUAUGGCUAUUGUUGCGGUUCCUUGGAUGUUAUUUCCGAAGCCUUUUAUCUUAAGAAAGCUCCAUAUGGAGAGAUUCCAAGGUCGCACUUAUGGCAUCCUUCGAACCUCGGAUGCCGAUCUCGAUGUUGAACUUGAGUCCGCACAAAACCAUCACAAUGAUUUCAAUUUCAGCGAAAUAUUUGUGCAUCAGAUGAUUCAUUCAAUUGAAUUUGUUCUGGGAGCGGUCUCAAAUACGGCAUCUUAUCUUAGGCUUUGGGCUCUAAGCUUGGCACACUCAGAGCUAUCAACUGUUUUCUUUGAGAAAAUACUGCUUCUUGCUUGGGGGUACAACAGCAUCGUAAUUCGUCUCGUCGGACUUGCUGUCUUCGCAUUUGCAACAGCAUUCAUAUUGCUCAUGAUGGAAACAUUGAGCGCGUUCCUCCAUGCUCUUCGUCUUCACUGGGUUGAAUUUAUGAACAAGUUCUACCAUGGUGAUGGCUAUAAAUUUAAGCCAUUUUCAUUCUCCUCGUUGGCCAAUGAGGAAGAAUGACCAAUGACUCCUCUGCUACAGCCUUUGAUUCUUACUGGUAAAUCCUACAGAAAAGAGAGAAUUACAAAAAGUAAAAGGUAAAUAAGCUGCAAAAGGAACAUAUAUGCAUCAUCUCUACUUUAGAAAAUACGAACCUUGUUUCGAGAUUUUCGCCGUAGGAACGAAACUUAGCUGCUGGAAGAGAUUAUUUGUACAUUUAUAGGCCCGGAAAUCGCCAUUUUGACAGAGGAUGGAUUUCGUAUUCAGGUUAUUUUCUGUAUCUUCUAGGAAAGGUUUAUCUUAACACCAAUAGCAAUAUUGAACUCUCCAAUUUUUAGUCUCUCUUUCUUUUUUCAUUCCUCUCCUUAUGAUUGAUUGACCUAUUCUCUUAGUGGAACCUUUUUUUUUCUUUUUAAUUUAUACAGUCUCAUGUUGCCAUUUUAUU